AUGGCCAACACUCCCCACGGUGGUGUCCUCAAGGACCUUCUUGCCCGCGAUGCUCCCCGCCAGGAGCAGCUCGCCGUCGAGGCCGAGACCCUCCCCGCGGUCGUCUUGACCGAGCGCCAGCUGUGCGAUCUCGAGCUGAUCAUGAACGGUGGCUUCUCGCCACUGGAGGGUAAGUCAAUUGACUCGUCUCCGACUCAAAAACGACACAAAUUAACUCGAUGGUGCGAUUGGAAUGAAGAGGAAGAACAAACUGACUCGAGCAACAGUGUCUGCCAGGACUGCCGCCUCGUCGACGGCAACGUCUUCUCCAUGCCCAUCACCCUUGACGUCAGCCAGCAGACCAUCGACGAGAGCAAGCUCAAGGCUGGCUCUCGCAUCACGCUGCGCGAUUUCCGUGACGACCGCAACCUGGCCAUCCUGACCAUUGACGACAUCUACCGCCCGGACAAGGAGAAGGAAGGCCAGCUCGUCUUCGGCGGUGACCCAGAGCACCCCGCCAUCAAGUUCUUGAACGAGUCCGUCUCCGAGUUCUACGUGGGUGGCAAGAUCGAGGCUGUCAACAAGCUGAACCACUACGACUAUGUCGCUCUGCGCUACACCCCCGCGGAGCUGCGCAUCCACUUCGACAAGCUGGGCUGGUCCCGUGUUGUCGCUUUCCAGACCCGUAACCCGAUGCACCGCGCUCACCGUGAGCUGACUGUCCGCGCGGCCCGCUCGCGCCAGGCCAAUGUCCUGAUCCACCCCGUCGUCGGUCUCACCAAGCCCGGUGACAUUGACCACUUCACCCGUGUGCGCGCCUACGAGGCCCUGCUGCCCCGCUACCCCAACGGCAUGGCCGUCCUCGGUCUGCUGGGUCUGGCCAUGCGUAUGGGUGGUCCCCGCGAGGCCAUCUGGCACGCCAUCAUCCGCAAGAACCACGGUGCCACCCACUUCAUCGUCGGUCGUGACCACGCCGGUCCCGGUUCGAACUCCGCGGGCAAGGACUUCUACGGUCCCUACGACGCCCAGCACGCCGUCGAGAAGUACAAGGACGAGCUGGGCAUCGAGGUCGUCGAGUUCCAGAUGGUCACCUACCUGCCCGACACCGACGAGUACCGUCCCGUCGACCAGGUUCCCCAGGGCGUCAAGACCCUCAACAUCUCCGGCACCGAGCUCCGCCGCCGCCUGCGCUCCGGCGCCCACAUUCCCGAGUGGUUCUCCUACCCGGAGGUGGUCAAGAUCCUGCGCGAGUCUAACCCCCCGCGCGCCACCCAGGGCUUCACUAUCUUCCUGACGGGCUACAUGAACUCGGGCAAGGAUGCCAUCGCCCGCGCUCUGCAGGUGACCCUUAACCAGCAAGGCGGCCGCUCCGUCUCGCUGCUGCUGGGUGAUACUGUGCGCCACGAGCUGUCGUCCGAGCUGGGCUUCACGCGCGAGGACCGCCACACCAACAUCCAGCGCAUUGCCUUCGUGGCCUCUGAGCUGACGCGCUCCGGCGCGGCCGUGAUCGCUGCCCCGAUCGCCCCCUACGAGCACUCGCGGAAGUACGCCCGCGAUGCCGUCGAGAAGGCCGGCAGCUUCUUCCUCGUCCACGUCGCCACCCCGCUCGAGCACUGCGAGCGCACCGACAAGCGCGGCAUCUACGCCAGCGCCCGCCGCGGCGAGAUCAAGGGCUUCACUGGUGUCGAUGACCCCUACGAGACCCCCCAGAAGGUCGAUCUCACCGUCGACCCCUCCACGCAGACCGUGCGUAGCAUCGUUCACGAGAUCAUUCUCAUGCUCGAGAGCUCGGGCUACUUUGAGCGUUCUCAGUAG
Molecule: messenger RNA, 1794 nt
Organism: Penicillium lagena
Lineage: Eukaryota; Fungi; Ascomycota; Eurotiomycetes; Eurotiales; Aspergillaceae
Gene: sC
Product: sulfate adenylyltransferase
Exons: 4
Coding region: 1-1794 (597 amino acids)
Biological process (GO): sulfur amino acid metabolic process
Cellular component (GO): cytoplasm
Molecular function (GO): adenylylsulfate kinase activity; sulfate adenylyltransferase (ATP) activity; ATP binding
Source: RefSeq, a predicted model, not a curated record